ACCAGAGAAUAUGCCGAUUUCAUUCAGUAGUGGAAUCGCGAAAAUUAUGAGUAGCAAUUUUACUGUGCGGCGUGAUACUUCAAUUUUCUGGAGCUUUCUCGUAGCGUAGAAAAAGCUACAUCUGUUAGAUUGCGUAUCGUCUUUUACUAUCCGUUGCAAAAAUGUCAUCAGAGAGUUUCCUCUAGAGUGUUACACUGUGUUUCAGCUUUCAGUGUGUGAGUGUGAAUGUGUUGACCAGCACUCGUAGCAGUAUCGAAGCCUUUAUCAGAAUUUUUUGUACACCAGUUUUAUCCUUUUGUUCGAAAUCCCCAAAUUCAUCGGUGUUCUCCCAGAUAACUGCUCCUGCCCGUGCCAGAUAAGCGGUUCCGUUUGUGCCUGUCUCUCGCGUCGACUUUUGAAUUGAUCGAAAAUCUUUGGUGACCUUUAUUUACAUUCACGGGCUGCUCGGUAGAGCUUUCGUUUUUCGCGUCAAAUGGAGCUCAACAUAAAUUUCUGGUCGUAAAUCUCGAGUGUACCGUAGUUUUGUGGUCUGCUAGUGAAAAAGAGUGAAACUAUGGCCGGGCAAACCAUCAGUGACAGGCUGCUGGCAGCAAGGCACAGUUUGGCAGGUCAAGGAUUAGCAAAAUCAGUCUGCAAAGCAACUACUGAAGAACUUAUAGGACCUAAGAAGAAACAUUUAGACUAUUUAAUUCACUGUACAAAUGAGCCGAAUGUCUCAAUUCCUCAGUUGGCAAAUUUACUCAUAGAGCGAUCCCAAAAUGCAAAUUGGGUGGUCGUUUUCAAAGCUCUCAUCACAGUCCACCAUCUAAUGUGUUAUGGAAAUGAACGUUUCACCCAAUAUUUAGCCUCUAGUAAUAGCUCAUUUCAACUAAGCAAUUUUUUAGACAAAAGUGGCGUUCAAGCAGGAGCAAGAGUGGGUUAUGACAUGUCACCCUUCAUUAGGAGGUAUGCACGAUACUUGAAUGAGAAAGCUAUGUCCUAUAGAACUGUUGCUUUUGACUUCUGCAAAGUUAAAAGAGGGAAAGAGGAUGGUGUCCUUCGGACAAUGAAUUCUGAGAAGCUGUUGAAAACUCUUCCUGCAUUACAAGCGCAGAUAGAUGCGCUCCUUGAAUUUGACUGUUCAGCACAGGACCUCAGCAACGGUGUUAUCAAUAUGGCUUUCAUGCUACUCUUUAGAGAUCUUAUCAGAUUAUUUGCAGGAUAUAAUGACAGUAUCAUCAAUUUGUUAGAAAAAUAUUUUGAUAUGAAUAAAAAACAAUGCAGAGAAGCUUUGGACCUGUACAAAAAGUUCUUGAUUAGAAUGGAUAGAGUUGGUGAAUUUUUGAAAGUUGCAGAAUGUGUUGGAAUCGACAAAGGAGAAAUUCCUGAUCUUACAAAGGCCCCAAGCAGUCUACUUGAUGCUCUCGAACAACACGUUGCCUGUUUGGAAGGACGGAAAGGAUCCACUGCAAAUACUCCCACUCAGGCAGCUAGUCAAAGGAGUGAUGUGAAAAGUGGAGUGAAUGCUUUGAAUUGCACUAGUUCUGCAUUCGGAACUGUUGUCCAAACUGCAGACCACGAGGAGAGUCUACGCCUACAAGCGCUUGCAGAAGAAGAAGCUGCAAUGAAUCAAUACAAGGCUAAAGUUCAGAGUCCGACAAGUAGUACAAAUCCCUUCCUCAUUUCGCCGCAACAUCAACCUUCUCAGCAGCAACCAAUUGUAGACCUGUUUUCUUCUCCAACUCAGCCAACAACUAAUGGAACGCAAGCCAACAAAGCGUCGGAUGAUCUUCUGCAGCUUGGCAACCCUUUCCUUGACAUGUUCUCAAGUGCUCCUGCACCACCUCAAAACAAUACACCUUGGAUGUCAAAUGGUACUGGAACUGGUGCAUUUGUGGAUGACAAGUCAUUUUCAUCCGUAUUCGGCCAGGCUGACUCAAACAGUCAAGCUCUUAAUGCAGCUGCCUCGGUCGGAGCCACUCCCAAUCCCUUCCUGUCAGACCCUUCUAAUCCUUCGAGUGCCCAAACCAUGAACUUAUUUGAGACCGGUGACAAGAGUGGGGAUAAUUUUUUUGGGGAGGGGAGUGAAUCUCCGAACUUGGGAGGCACUCCAAUAAGGAGGCCCUCUGGUGGUCCACCUCCCGGGCGACCUCCACCGCCAGGAGCCGUUUCUAAAGAACCCAAAAGUGCUGUUGACGAUUUGAACGAUAGUAUCCAGCAAGCAUUGGGGUCGCCAGCUCGACCUCCCCCCGCUAAACAAGUUGUAAUGCAACAACCCCCUGCAUCCACUCUUCCCUAUACCCCUCCCAUCCAAAUUCCAGCACAAGGCUUCGGUUCUCCGCUUCAUCGCCCUCCGGCUCCAUCAGGAGCCCCCCUAAAUAAUACCUCUACUACCAAUAAAGUUCUCACUGGUGACCUUGACAGCAGUCUAGCAUCUUUAGCCGAAAAUUUAUCGAUCAACAAAAGUACUCAGCCACCCAAGGGUGUCCAAUGGAACUCACCGAAAAACAAUGUUAAAUCAGGAGGCACCCCAGCAGCCAAUUGGACUCCUCAGCCCAUGGCUGCCACAACUGGUGCAAAUUAUCGGCCCAUGGGGCAAGGUAUGAUCAGUACCCCCAUGGCAUAUACACCCUAUGUGCAACCAAUGGGAAUGCAACCGUUAGGAGGUAUGCGAAUGCCCAGUCAAGUGCCAGGAAUGAUGGGAAGUCCAAGGCCAAUGCAACCUCAAACUAAUCCUGACCCCUUUGGCAACUUAUAAAAAUUUGAAGUCGGACAAGGAAGACUUUGACUGAUCAUAUACAAGUUUAAUUCAAGUUUCGGUUUAUGAAGUUUAUAAAAAAAAUUCUGGCAGAAUUGAAAGAGAAUUUUCUGUUUUGCCCCUUAGUUCGGGUACAACUCUUUUAGUAUUUCUUUAUCCGUGUAAAAUGUGUAUACAAUUGUAUUAAGAGUGAAUGUUCCUCUAAGUUGAUUCAUUGUUUUGUUUAUAGUACUGUGAAUGAAUUUGUAUAUUAGAAACAAAGGUUUAGUAGGUAUAUCAUAUGUUAUUGUUUCUUUAGAUUUUAUGUAUUAAAAGUAUACUUGAUGUGAAAAUUAUCUAUCAAGAACAAGCCGAUCAUCUUAAAAGUGUUUGCUUCAAUUCCUACGCUGUGUCUGCCACUGAAUAAGUCACUUUAUUUUUAAAAAAAUAAUGAAUAAUCCAAUCUUAUAUUUUAAAUUUAAAAGAGUUCAUCGCAAAUAAUUACAGGAAAAAGGAGCCUGCUUUCAGUUGUUGCGGUGCAUUCUAAGUGAACUGAAUUGAACGAAAUCUGAAAAUGAAACACAAUAAAAGAAGAGGGAGAAAGCAAAUUCUUAUUACUAGUAGUACAAUUUUUUUCUGCCUAAUGAUUCAUAUUUUUUUAAACAUGAUGGGAAGAAAAGAAUAUAGUAAAAGCAUGACUAUCUUCAGAAGCGGUUUUGUAACAGUCUAUCAUCAUAAUAAGUUAUUUCUAAGUCAUUAAAACACUAUCACUGCUGCAAAAAAUUAUUAGCAUCAUUUAUAAUCUUAAUGAAAUUUCUUUUAUCUAGCAUUCAACCAGACCCUUACAUGCAUCUACCAAAAAUCAUAAUAUUCUCCCAAUUUGCCAUGCUCUUGAUUAAUAGAUUAGGGAAAAAUAAGUUCCCUGUUUUGUGUUAUUUUACUGUAUUUUUUGUUACUGCACUAUUAGUUCUCGUAGAAAAAAUUGAAGAGAUCUCUUUUGUGUUUUAAAAAUCAAUUUUUAAACCUACUUGUUGCAGGGCAAGUAAAAAAAUGUACCUGUUUUAUUAUCAUCGUUUCUUUUUUUUUAGGCUUUAUACAUUCCUCAGUUUAUAUUUUUAGGUCAAACACGUUCUUGUUCUGUAUGGUUCUUUUCCUCCUUUUUUUUGUUACUAUCAUUAAGAUCAUCAGAGAUUUUAGUUUCCCUUCCUUUCUAGUAUACAUAUUUGCAUUCAAUGAAAAAUAUUAAUUUUUCCAAGACAUAUUUUUAAGCUAGUCUCAUGAACAUUUUUUUAAAUGGUACAGAAUGAUUCAUGGAUAUUUUGCCGUACAAAUUGCUUACAAUGUUAAAGUGACUUCAUAAUUUGCGACUAAAACCAUCCCUUUUUUUUAAAAUUAAUGGAGUCUUUCCAUCUAGCGUGAAUACAAAUUAUUUGCUACAUCUUAUUUGUAACAUCAAAUGCCUAAUUUUCCUUCUUCUUUGCUCUUGUUUCAAAUUAAGGCUCACCAUGAAGUAGGCCUCUUUUAGCUAUUUUUCUUUUCUUUUAUUACUGUUUCUCCCUUCAAUUCCUUCAAAAUUUUACGCUAUCCUAUUUUUAUGAUAUCAAAAAAAUCUUCAAAAUCACCCUCGAUUGUAAUUGGCAUGUACGUACACUUAAGUAGCUUUGAUUUAAGCCUCUAUAAUCUGCUGUUUAUAAAAGUUGUAUAGUAAUCUUAUAUAUUUAAAAAGUUAUGUAUAUAUGAAGGUGUAUAAAUGACUUCUAAUAAGUAGCAUUAUAAUGUAUCAAAGGAAGUGAAAAGUUCCUUCCUCUAAAAGACCUCUCACUACCUUUCUUCCCUCUGAAGCAUGUUGCGGAGUGUCAAGGAAUUUUCACAACUUAAGUAGAGAUGUUUUGAUCACAGUUUUAAAUUAUGUUCAAGGUUACUUUUCUGUGAUACUCUAGCUUAUGAAAAAUUUUAGCCGUCAAAAAACGUUAUAUUGGUGCACCCAUAUCCUGUUAAAUUUUUAUUUUAUGUCCUACGUGUGUGAUGAAUGCAGGAGAUACAUGCAUUUUUGUUUAAGCUAAUAGCAGUGAGAACUCAAUAUGAAGUCUCAUAGUUUUUAUAGCCACACAAAAUUUCCGAGCCUCAUGUUUUAUGAUUUGUUUGAUCACUUGCAGAAGAGUUCCGUACAAGCUUUCUUUGAGAGAAAUAACCAGAGUUGAAUAGGGGCUGGAAAAGAAAAGAGGUUGAAGCAGCAGCAUUGCGUAUGAGCAUUUAUCUAUUUGCUUUUGCUCCAUUCACUAAUAUUACUUUGACUCGUCGUUAACUCUGAUUUCAAUUGGCUAAGCCUUUGAAGCCACAUAGGACAAACACUCUUACAAGAUGCUCUGCCAGUCAGAGCAUAAUAUUGCCUUAAGAAAGGUGUAACUCAAGUUUUGCUCAUUAUAAUAAAAUGUCAGAUAGAUCAGUUACCAUCAAAAUCAUUGCAUUCUGCAUUGUCCUAAAAAUUGUAUGGCUCCUUGUAGAGUUCUCAAACUUCUUCUCCAUGUGGCGGACCACAGUUUCUUUUGUUAAGUUUUUCCUGUUUUUUUUUUUUUUUUUGGAACCAAAUGAUUUUGAUGUAGAGAUUGUAUAUUUUUAGUAACUCCCCUUGAAUAAUUGAUCGGAGUGAAAAAAGCCGUUUCUGGCAAUGUAUGGAAUAUUCUUCAUAGUACAUUUUUGUUAGAAAUCAUUGUCAGAAACUUUUCUUACAGCAAGUUUAAUUCUAGCGUUCAGAUCAGUGCUUUCCUAACUUCAUAGAGUAAGUAACUUUGCCGAAAUCGUUCCAACGAUGCUUACACCAUAGCAUCUCUGGCAUUGCACUACUCAAGACGUUCCAAUCAGCUGUAGAUAAAAUAAAAAAUUAGAAUUACAUAUGUAUGUGUUAGCAACUGAGUGCAAUAUUAGUUCUCAUGUAUGACUAAAGUCUUAAAACUAAUUAUUGUUUCGAAUAAUUGAAAAUUAAAAGCGGCAAGAGAGUCAACCUAAGCAUUCCUUUUUGUUUUUUUUAUCUCUCAUCUAACUUGAACACCCUACUCUUUUCUUUCACUCUUCCCUAGGAUAUGUUUUCUUUCCGUUGAGAAUCUUACAUUAACUUCGCUGAUCCUGCUGAGAAUGAAAUGUUGACCCUUGCAACUGUUUGCCUUGUGGAGACAUUCAUAUUGGUUCUAAAAAUGGUCUUUCACUCCAUCAGAAUAGAUGAUCUGUUCUUCUAUGGUUUAUUAAAACUGGUCCCUUCAUUCCUUCAGGCAAGCUAUUUUUUUGGCGCCAGGAUGUGCUUCAUGCAUAGAUUGAUUGCUCAUCUGAACAUCCUCUGGAUGUUUUAGAUUGACCUAAGCUCCGAGCUUUCCUGGCCACUUUAAUGGUAAACUCUCUCUUGCUUUUAGUGGGUAGAUAUUUUAGAAGCAGGACUGUUCUCGUCGCCUAAUUGAGUUUCUCUCAGUGUUACCAGUGCGUGUGUGUACCAUGGGCGCUGCUUAUUGUGGUCAGGUUUGGCAAAGCAAGUAUUAGUCCUUGGCUAAAGAGGCUGAUUCUAAAAAGUGACAGGGAAAAAAAACGGUAAAAUUAUGUGUACACUCAAGUUUACUCAGACUCUCCACUGGCUGACGUUCAAUUUUUUGUCAAUUCAGUAAAAUUAAUUUCAUGCACAAAUGAUUGCGAUAUUGGUAACUUCUGCAGUUCUGCACAGCAUCCCACUGAUUUUCAUUCGGAAGCUUAUCAUUUGUUCUGAAAUUUGUUCCUUCCCUGUCACAAUUAGGUCUCUUUAACGUUUACAUGAACCUGCUUCAUACCUUGAAUAAAAAAAAAAUCGCUAUAAAACUGCCCUCAAAUUUUAAUUCCUAAAUUGCAAGACAUUAUUUUAUGCACUGACUGAUGCAAGUCUAAUUACUGUCAGAUGACAUUUUUUAAAGACGCAUUGGUCAGCAAAAAUAAGCUCUUACAAUAGUUCAGCGCUGAUGAAGGUGUGCCUUCCUGAUUACAAUAAAUGGACGGUCGAUUACAAUAAAUGGACGGUCGAUCACAAUAAAUGGACGGUCGAUCACAAUAUGCGGUGAGCUUUGCAGGUAAAAAUAUGUUGCCUCUCUGUUACUGUAAAAAUGAUUUUAUUGACCGUGAUCAUAAUAAGCGGCGUUUAUGGUACUUGCACUAAUGCAAAAUUGAAGAUUGUAGAAGUGGCAGCUUAUUUUUUCAUCACUUAUGCAUAUAAUAGGAAUGUAGAUAAUUAAAUAUCAUGCAUUUUUGUUGCGUUGUGUAUUUUUCAAAAUUUAAUUUGCUCUCUAUUGUGACUUUGGCCAAAGUUGUUUUAACAAGUGAUAGCCCUCCUUUAAAUUGACUCAUUGAAUGCUUCAUUACAGUCUGGAAGGUAACACUGAGUUCUGUUAUCUCUUUGAUUUGUAUCUGAUAAAUAAGGUGCCAUAAGGAAGGUUGUAGGGAAUUCAAAAGACAAUAAUUGUAGGGAUUAUUUUCAAAAAUUGCGUAUUUAAGUGCUUUGUAAUAUAUGCUUAUAGUUAUGCAUUUUAGUGAAUGUGGAACAUUUUGCUGUCUUGCGCAUCUCACAGCUAGAGAUGAAAUAAAAAUGAUAUAUUAAAGAGCAUACAAAAUCCCUAUUUUUGCUUUACUGUGGAUUAUCUUAAGAGGAAGUUCACUCACUGUCAGGUAGAAUCAAUCAUCGAACAUAGAAAAGUCUUAUACACCACUAUAACAAAA
Molecule: messenger RNA, 7441 nt
Organism: Bemisia tabaci
Lineage: Eukaryota; Metazoa; Arthropoda; Insecta; Hemiptera; Aleyrodidae
Source: RefSeq, a predicted model, not a curated record